Sus scrofa (pig) is the source of this 765-nucleotide messenger RNA. The record is from RefSeq and is a predicted model, not a curated record. Lineage: Eukaryota; Metazoa; Chordata; Mammalia; Artiodactyla; Suidae.
AUGGCGCAGGCUGCGGCCGGGAAAGGGAUCCUGGGGGCGCCCUCUCCCUUGCCCAGUUUCACCCCAGGGCCAGCUCCGUCGCCCCGGCCCGCGGGCUGCGCGCUCUGCGGCUGUGAAAACCCGGAGAGGCGGAUCGGAGCGCGCUCGCAGCCAACUCCUCCGCGGUCCGGCAGCCGAGCUGGGCAUGCUCAGUGCGGCCGCCGCGCCGCCGUCCGCCAACUCGGAAGCUCGCGCUCCCGGGCCGUGGGGGCGAGAACGCCGGCGGCGGCGAGCCGGCGUCGCCAGCCGCCCCCAGACAGUGGCAAACUUCGCGGCGUCCCUGGAGCUCUCCUGGCCGAGACCGAUACCUUACAAAUCAGAUCAAAGCCAGUCCUCCCCCCAUCCCAGCCCGAAUCAUGGAGGCUGCGGCCGCCCAAGUGCCGCCGCUGUCGGCGGCCCCUGCCCACUAGCCGGGGACCAACAGGUAAACUGUUGGGGGCGGGGGUUGGGAGGGAGGAGGAGCUGCGGCUGGGAAGAGGGCGGCUGGCAGGAGGAGCUCGAGACGCCCGCGGACUAGCUGCCCCCGUCGGCUCUCGCUGCCAAUCCUCAACCCCCCUCCUUCCCCAGCCCCUGGAGGGGCAGCAAAGGGUUAAGUCGGCCCCGAGCCACCGUGAGCACGGCCCCCUCCAGCCGCCGCGACCGCCAGCAGUGCGCCUCGGCGCCUUCCCAGAGCCGCCGAGGGGACCCGAGCCGCGGAUGCGCCACCGGAGCCCUGUGGGCGUCUAG